AUGCUAGACAGUAGAUGGGUUGUGCCUUACAACCCGUACCUCUUGCGGAUGUUUGACUGCCACAUCAACGUGGAGGUGUGCUCCAGCAUAAAGGCCGUCAAGUACCUAUAUACGUACGUAUACAAGGGCCACGAUCAAACUUCAUUCAAUAUCGAGAAGCCCGAUGCUGAUGGUAACAUAGACGAGAUUAAGAGAUUCGUUGAUGCAAGGUGGGUUACUCCACCAGAGGCCAUGUGGAGGAUAUUCGGCUUUAAGCUAUGUGAGAACCACCCGUCGGUCCUACCGUUGCCGCUUCAUCUCGAAAAUAUGCAAAUGGUCACGUUCAAAGCGGGAGACAACCUAAACGACGUCGCUGCCCGAGAGAACCCAUCCAUGCUGAUGGAGUAUUUCGUGGCUAACGAGAAGCACGCGUGGGCUCGAGAUAUUCUUUACAAAGAUUUUCCGGGAAGUUUCACAUGGCAAACAACAAAGUACUGGAAGAAAAGGGACAAGGGCCAACAAGUAGGCCGAAUCAUAUCAGCCCAUCCUGCCGAGGGGGAGAGAUACUUCCUAUGGGUGCUUCUAAAUCACGUACCAGGCUCAAGGUCCUUCGAAGAUCUCAAAACAGUGAACGGUGUGCUAUGUGAUAACUUUCGUGAAGCCGCCGAGAGGAGGGGUCUCAUCGAGGCCGACAACACGCUCGACCAGUGUCUUACCGAGUCAGAGCAGUUCGCCAUGCCAGCCACACUCAGGACGCUCUUCGCAACGAUCUUGGUAUUCUGCGAGCCUGGAGAUGUGCGCGGCCUUUGGGAUAGGCACCUUGAGGCGAUGUCUGACGACUACCGGCGCAAACACACAUGCCCAAAAGAAGUGGAGCAGAAGGUGUUGCUUGAUAUCAGGGGCAUGCUGCAGUCCAUGGGAAAAGACAUAAAAUCGUUCCCUCUACCAGACAUCGACGAAACCUAUGACAACACAGAUGGCGAGGCCAGGGAGGUCAUCGAGGAAACCAAUAUCCAAGUAGACAAGGAAGACGCUUCUCUAGCGACCUCACUAAACCAUGAGCAGAGGCUUGCCUACGACGAAAUGCUAGCGGCAGUUGAUGGCGGAAAUGGGGGCGUAUUCUUCGUGGAUGGCCCAGGAGGCACAGGGAAGACCUACCUUUACAGGGCACUGCCCGCUAGGGUUCGAGGAGAGAGAAAAUUGCGUUGGCCACAACGACGUCAGGAGUCGCCGCAUCCAUCAUGCCAGGAGGCAGGACAGCACACUCAAGGUUCAAGAUCCCACUAA
Lolium perenne is the source of this 1266-nucleotide messenger RNA. RefSeq lists its product as uncharacterized. The record is from RefSeq and is a predicted model, not a curated record. Gene Ontology annotation, molecular function: DNA helicase activity. Gene Ontology annotation, biological process: telomere maintenance; DNA repair. Lineage: Eukaryota; Viridiplantae; Streptophyta; Magnoliopsida; Poales; Poaceae.